AUGUCAACUUGCGGUUCUGCUACUAAAUUAAAUAUUGAAAUCUUAGUACCCAGUAUUGGUGCUAUUAUUCAUGAUUUUGAUUUAUCCAAACCAUUGACCGCUGAUGAAAAAACUCAACUGGAACAAGCUCUUUACAAACAUCAUGUUCUUGUUUUCCGUCAACAACAUUUAACGCCUGAGCAACAACGCGAUUUUGCUUUACAGUUUGGUCAAGCACAUAUUCAUCCAGUUUAUCCUCAUAUUCCUGAGUGUCCUGAAGUGACAGUUAUUGAAUUUGGUGGUACUGAUAUUAAACCAGAUUCAGAUAUAUGGCAUACAGAUGUUACAUUUUCAUCUAAUCCACCAAUCAUUGGCAUGUUAUAUGCAAAAGAAAUUCCUAAACAGGGUGGUGGUGAUACAUUAUGGGCAAAUAUGAGCCAGUUAUACGAACAAGAACUAUCAACUGGAAUGCAACAAUUCUUAGAGCACUUAACAGCUGAACAUUCGCUUUCAAAAGGAUUUAAUUCAGCGAUAAGACCAAAUAGUGAACAACAAUUAGCACAAGCUAAUCAACAAUAUCCAUCUGUUCAACAUCCCGUAAUUCGUCAACAUCCAGUAACUGGAAAGAAAUGUGUAUUUGUUAAUAUGAUUUUUACAACACGUAUUAUCGAAUUAAAUUCGAUUGAAAGUGAUUUAGUAUUAAAUUAUUUAUUUUCAUUAAUAAAUAAACGGCCAGAAUUAACAUGUCGAUGGAAAUGGAAUGAAAAUGAUGUUGUUCUAUGGGAUGAACGUUCAACCCAACAUUAUGCAACGGCUGAUUAUUGGCCACAAAAAAGAAAAAUGCAUAGAGUUGCUGUUAUCACAAAAGAUGAAAACGAACAAGGAGAUGGAAAAUGA
Messenger RNA from Didymodactylos carnosus, 876 nucleotides. The record is from the annotation of a GenBank genome assembly. NCBI's taxonomy places the organism in Eukaryota, Metazoa, Rotifera, Eurotatoria, Philodinida, Philodinidae.